AUGGCAUCUAAAUCUGGUAAAUUAACUAAAGAACAUUUUAAAACAUGGUUGAAAGAAGUUUUCUAUCCUAAUGUUGGCAGUAGAAGUGUAUUACUGCUUAAUUCAUGGAGCGGACAUUGUCCAGAAGCUGUUCAAGAGGCUGAUUCGAAAGAUAAAGAGAUUCAUUUAUUAAAGAUACCUAAAGGUACGACGGGAAAAAUUCAACCUUUGGACGUAUUCGGCUUCAGAAUAUGGAAAAAUUUUGUGAGACAUUUUUCCGACAGUGUUAUACUAUUAAAUGGCGACCUAAAUUUACAUAUGAGAAACAAUGCCAUCAAGUUACAUUCGCUCACUCACAACCAACUGUCAUCGCCUAGAUAUUGGGACGAUGAUCGUGGGGGCUAA
Molecule: messenger RNA, 384 nt
Organism: Belonocnema kinseyi
Lineage: Eukaryota; Metazoa; Arthropoda; Insecta; Hymenoptera; Cynipidae
Exons: 3
Coding region: 1-384 (127 amino acids)
Molecular function (GO): nucleic acid binding
Source: RefSeq, a predicted model, not a curated record